Molecule: messenger RNA, 933 nt
Organism: Clonostachys byssicola
Lineage: Eukaryota; Fungi; Ascomycota; Sordariomycetes; Hypocreales; Bionectriaceae
Source: the annotation of a GenBank genome assembly
AUGGCACCCUGGACACAUCUUGCCCAUUUUGAGGCUAAGGAUGGUAAAAAAUAUUUUGCUUCUAUCAAGUCUGAGUUAGAUGUUGCCCGACUAUCGGGUUCAAGUGUCACCGGCUUCGCAUCGUUCCCUGAUCUUCUGGAAAACAAGGAAGGACAUCUCGUUACAAUAAAACAGGUAUGCCUCUCAAUCCACACUUCCUGGCGCCUAGAGACGCUCUCUCCUGAAGCCUCCGAGAAAUCCAUAUUGAAGCUAAUUCAAUGUGGUAUACAGGUCCUGGCUCCGGUGCCAUAUAAUGGAGAUAUUAUCUGUAUAGGGCUUAAUUACCGCAAGCAUGCAGAAGAGGCCAAUCUCACAGUACCACUUGACCCCGUCAUGUGGUAUAAGCCCCGGCGAGCCCUUCGUGGACCAGGCCAAGUUACAAUCCCGAAAGUAGCAGCAAACAAUUUUCCUGAUUUCGAGGGAGAACUAGUCAUCGUCACAUCUAAAGACGCCCUGAAUGUUAGCGUUGAGGAUGCUCCGGGAUACAUCUUAGGCUACACCGUUGGUAAUGAUCUAACGGCUCGUGGAUACCAAGACCCCAAAAGAGGGGGACAACAAUUCACUCGAUGCAAAGCAUUCGACGGUUUCGCUCCGUUGGGGCCAGUGCUGGCGAAUGCACAGUCGUUUGGCGACACGGCAGGCAAGCGGAUUGUUACCAAGGUCAACGGCAAGGUAUUCCAGGACAGCGACUGUGACUUGAUUCACGACGCAGCUGCGCUGGUGAGCUUUCUCUCGCAAGGAACGACGUUACCGGCAGGAUCCAUGAUCAUGACAGGAUCUCCCCCCGGCAUCGGAUACUUUUCCAGUCCCCAAUAUCAGCUAAGAGAUGGAGAUGUCGUGUCCGUAGAAAUAAGCGGAAUUGGUACUCUUCUGAACACCAUGGUUUUCGAGUAG